CCUCCCUCCCUGCCUCCGCCUGCAUGGAGACAGCCACAGAAUGGCGGAGCGAGAGAAAGGAGCUGCGUCCCCGCCUGCCUCCUCCCCCUUCCUGGGGCUGCACCUCAACUCGCCCCCCAAUUUCAGGCUCACCCACGACAUCAGCCUCGAGGAGUUUGAGGAUGAAGAUCUCUCCGAAAUCACUGACGAGUGUGGCAUCAGCCUUCACUGCAAGGAGAGCCUGGCCUCCCGGAGCCAUGUGAGCCUGCAGGCCAGCGCUGUCCGGGGAGUGGGCGGCGGGGAGGCCAGCCGGCUGCAGGCGGAGAUGCUCCAGCUCGACCUGAUCGAUGCCGCGGGGGACACCCCCGCCGAGGAGGAGACGGCGCCCGAGCCGCUCAAAAAGGACCCCCCGCCUGGGACCAUGGACACUUACAGGCCCAAGCGACCCACAACUCUCAACCUCUUCCCGCAGGUGCCUCGGAGCCAGGACACGCUGAAUAACAACUCUCUGGGGAAAAAGCACAGCUGGCAGGAGCGGGUGUCCCGGUCGUCGUCCCCUCUGAAAACGGGUGAGCAGACCCCUCCCCACGACCACGUUUGCCUGAGUGAUGAGGUCAAUCACCAAAAUAGCACAACCUCCACCAAAGACCGGGGCACGUCCACGGAGAGCCCAUGCCGGCGCACAGCAGCGACGCAGAUGGCGCCAGCCUGCAUUGCCUCAUCCCGGGCACCCGAGAAGCACCAGGUGACCAGCCGGCCCCCACCUCACGGUGCCAGCGUGGUGGUGGUGACAAGGGGCCCCGAGGCCCACCGGGACCGCAUCCGCUACCAGACAGAUGUGAGGCUCGAGGCCACAGAGGAAAUCUACCUGACACCUGUGCAGAAGAACUCGGACCCCUUAGAGGCCGAAAAGCCGUUUUUGUCCCAGUCCAGUGAGAACCGCAUGUCCAUCAGCUCCGACGUUGACACAUCCAGCUAUUCAGCCCUUGCAGGGAAAACCAACCCCUCCAUCAGUGAGGAGGACGAGGUGCUGGACUAUAUGUCCUCCCCUGACAAGACAAACCCGCCCAGGACCUCCUGCGGUGGGGGGAAUGGUGGCUACCGGCCAGGGCACAACCUUCAGAGGGCAUCGGUGAGUUCGGACACCAGUGCCCUCUCCUACGACUCGGUCAAGUACACACUGGUGGUGGACGAGAAUGUGCAGCUGGAGCUGGUCAGCCUCAAACAGUGCUACUCCGGCUACAGCGAUGAGAGCGAUUCGGCCACUGUCUAUGACAACUGCGUCUCCUCACCCUAUGAGUCAGCCAUCGGCGAGGAGUAUGAGGAGGACGCGCUGAAGCGCGACUCGGUCUGCCUCUCUGAGGACUCCACCCCUGAGGCAGACAUCCACUUCUCCAAGAAGUUCCUCAAUGUCUUCAUGAGCGGCCGGGCACGUUCCUCCAGUGCUGAGUCCUUUGGGUUGUUCUCCUGCAUGAUCAAUGGGGAGGAGCAGGAACAGACUCACCGUGCUGUCUUUAGGUUUGUGCCUCGCCAUGCGGAUGAGCUGGAGCUGGAGGUGGAUGAUCCUUUGCUGGUGGAGGUGCAGGCAGAAGAUUAUUGGUAUGAGGCCUACAACAUGCGGACGGGGGACCGGGGCAUCUUUCCUGCUUACUAUGCUAUUGAAGUCGCCAAGGACCCAGACCAUGUAACAGCUCUGGCCAAGAGCAGUGACUGGAUGGACCAGUUUCGGGUGAAGUUCCUUGGCUCGGUGCAGGUUCCCUAUCACAAAGGCAACGACGUGCUGUGCGCAGCCAUGCAGAAGAUUGCCACCACGCGCCGCCUCACUGUGCACUUUAACCCACCCUCCAGCUGUGUCCUGGAGAUCAGCGUGCGCGGGGUCAAGAUUGCUGUGAAAUCUGAUGACUCCAAGGAGAACAGCAAGGUAAACAAAUGUAGCCAUUUUUUCCAGCUGAAGAACAUUUCCUUUUGUGGAUACCAUCCAAAGAACAACAAGUAUUUUGGGUUCAUCACCAAGCACCCUGCUGACCACAGAUUUGCUUGUCACGUCUUUGUCUCGGAGGAGUCCACAAAGCCCCUUGCAGAGUCUGUAGGGAGGGCUUUCCAGCAAUUCUACAAGGAGUAUGUGGAGUACACGUGCCCCACAGAGGACAUCUACCUGGAGUAGGGGCUGGCACAGGCACCUCCUGUACAGCCAGGGCUGCAAACUCGCCCUUUCCCCAUCGUGCAUGGACAAGAGCUGCUUUGAGAAUGGAAGAGGAGUGGGCUCUGGGAACAGCUCCCUGGGGGCGCAGAGCACUGCCUCUUUUCAUGACUCUCCUUCCUCGGGCUGGGAUGGACGGGAGGGGGGAGGGCUGGACAAAUUGUGUUUAUUGUACAAAAUACUCUUAGUUUAUUCUGUUGGAGAAGCACCUACAGGGUGCCCUGCCUGUGAGCAGCAGAGGGGUGGGCAGCAGCAUGCUCAAGCCCUUUCCUGGUGCAGGCUGGGGUGACAGCAUCUCCCCCUUGUGACCAUGGCCCAGCUUCCCGUCACAUCCGUCUGGGGUGACUUUUAAUGCAGUGGCAGGGUUGGACUCUUGCAGUACGAAGACACAGCAGCUACAGCAAAUGAGAACCACAUGAUGGCUCCUGUCUGGGAGAUGGACUCACCUCCCCCUCCCCCCCUGGCCAGGGGACAUCACCUCCCUGCCAAGCGCUGGGAACAAGGCUGCUGGGCCAAGAUGACAGAGGGAGUCCUGGUAUCUCCUCUUGUAGAGGGGUGCAUGAAAAGGGAUGAGCUGAGACAGCUCACCUCUGCCUCUGCACCCAUCCCCACACCUCCCAUCUUGUAACCGUGCCCUGGGGAGAGAAAGAUUCCCCCUUGUAUCUCUCCACAGUGACUACAACAUGGAGAGAGGAGCACUUCCCUGCCCCUUUCUCCCUCUCUCCCUUCCAGCUGCAGGCUGUGGAGGCAGGGGCAGGGCUGAGCCACCCCACCAAGGUGGGCCUGAGCCCCCUGUGCAGAAGGGGGUGCCUCUCCAGAGGUGGAGCAGGGAAGGGCUAAAGCCUGCAGGGAGCCAUGCAAAUCUCCAGGGAGACAGAAGGGCUCUCCUGGUCCCUGCAGCCAGCGGUCUCUGUGCUUCAGCUGGAUCUGCUGUGAUGGCAACAACUAUUAAAUAUGAUGGUUCAUGGA
Molecule: messenger RNA, 3148 nt
Organism: Dromaius novaehollandiae (emu)
Lineage: Eukaryota; Metazoa; Chordata; Aves; Casuariiformes; Dromaiidae
Gene: MAPK8IP1
Product: mitogen-activated protein kinase 8 interacting protein 1
Exons: 12
Coding region: 41-2143 (700 amino acids)
Biological process (GO): JNK cascade; regulation of JNK cascade
Cellular component (GO): cytoplasm
Molecular function (GO): MAP kinase scaffold activity; JUN kinase binding
Source: RefSeq, a predicted model, not a curated record